This is a messenger RNA of Priceomyces carsonii, 405 nucleotides long. RefSeq lists its product as uncharacterized. The coding region runs from base 1 to 405 and encodes 134 amino acids. The record is from RefSeq and is a predicted model, not a curated record. The transcript has a single exon. NCBI's taxonomy places the organism in Eukaryota, Fungi, Ascomycota, Pichiomycetes, Serinales, Debaryomycetaceae.
AUGGGUUGGUUUUCAAGUAGUAAAACUACAGCGGCCCCAGACUUGAGUACGCAACAGAUCGAACAGAGAUCUCACAAUCCACUAAAUACCAAUUCUGAUAUCUCUCAGACGUUACAUCAGAUCGGCGAUAAUGGAGAACCUAAAGUUCAAAUGGUGAAUGACAAUUUUACAGAGAAGCUCCAAGAAUUUGUCCAAGCAAAGCCGAAGAACAUGUUCAUAAUAGAUGGUGAAAAAGAUACGAAAGAUAGCAUAAUUUGUACUAACAACGAAACCGGGGGCAAGACUUGCCUCAAGCUUGGAAUGAGUUCCAUAGAACUUUUUAAGACCAUGCAAAAGAUGGAUUACUUCUGUUCAUUACCCGAUGAUAUUGACAGUACAUAUUUCGAAUGCAGAAAAAUUUCUUAA